UCCUCGGAAUGUAAGACUAGGGCUUGCCACAGAUGGUUUCAAUCCAUUUGGAAAUAUGAGUACAUCGUACAGCAUGUGGCCCGUAAUCUUAAUGCCUUACAAUCUACCCCCAUGGAAGUGUAUGAAAGAUCCAUUUGUCAUGCUGUCAUUGCUUAUUCCAGGACGAUCCGCACCUGGAAGAGACAUCGAUAUUUAUUUGCAACCAUUAGUAGAAGAGUUAACUACUUUGUGGGAGCAUGGUGUGCAAACAUAUGAUGCCUUAAAUGGCCAAAUAUUUACAAUGCAUGCAGCAGUCAUGUGGACCAUCAAUGACUUCCCCGCAUAUGGUUCCUUGUCUGGUUGGAGUACAAAAGGUUACUUGGCCUGCCCUAAUUGCAACAUGGAUGCUUCAUCUCAGAGUUUGCGAAGUAAGAUAGGGUAUAUGGGUGCUCGGCGGUACUUACCUGAGAACCAUAUUUGGCGAAGAAGUAGGCUAUUCAACGGUGAAAUUGAGAAUCGGUCCAAACCCGUGGAGUUAUCGGGAGAACAAAUACUCGAGCAAAUUAAUUUGGGGACGUACAAGCCGUACGGAAAGCAUCCAACCAACCAAAAAAGACAAAGGACUGAAAAGCCAACUCCAAACUGGACGAAAAGAAGCAUUUUGUUUGACCUUCCCUAUUGGAAAACACUUAAGCUUCGACAUAACCUUGAUGUCAUGCACAUAGAGAAGAAUAUAUGUGACAGUCUGCUUGGUACACUAUUGAACAUAGAUGGCAAGAACAAGGACACAGACAAAGCACGUUUGGAUCUGGAGGACAUGCGAAUACGAAAGGAGUUACACUUGAUAAGGCAUGCGAAUGGCUCUUUCGAGAAGCCUCCGGCAUUCUACACAUUGUCCCUGGCAGAGAGACAAGGGUUUUAUGAUUUCUUGAAAUCGAUUAAGUAUCCUGAUGGCUAUGCUGCAAAUGUAUCCAACUGUGUCACUGCGAAUGGUGGUAAGUUAGUUGGCCUUAAGAGUCAUGACUGUCAUGUCCUUCUACAACGUCUUCUUCCCAUUGGGAUGCGAGGAUACCUUCCUACCGAGAUUGGGACCACAUUGUUUGAGUUGGGAACUUUUUUCAAACAGUUGUGCUCAAAGACAUUGCGGGUCACUGAUUUGGAGCAAUUGCAAGAACAAAUAGUACUUAUACUUUGUAAGCUUGAGAAGAUUUUUCCUCCUGCUUUUUUUGAUGUCAUGGUCCACUUAGCAAUUCAUUUGCCUUAUGAGGCUAUGGUUGGAGGGCCCGUGCAAUAUCGAUGGAUGUAUCCUAUUGAGAGGAUGCUCGGACUUCUUAAAGGAUUUGUGGGCAAUAAAGCUCGGCCAGAAGGUUCCGUUGCGUAGGGUUACAUAUCGAAAGAGUGCAUGACGUUUUGUUCAAUGUACUUGGAUGGAGUUGAAACGAUGUUUAACAGGGAAGAAAUGAACUAUGAUGGGGGUGACAAUGGCCUGGGUUGGAAAUUUUCACUCAAAAUGUUCGUCCUUUUGGUCAACUCCCAACGGCAAUUGAUGUGUCCAUAACUGACCGCGAAUUGGCUCAUUGGUUUGUCCUACAUAGUAGUUUGAAAGUGGACGAAUAUCUAGAGGAACACAAGCUCGUGUUGCAACAAACGUAUGGAAGUGAUUGCAACAUUGCAACAUUGUAACGCGACAAUGCAAAGAAUUUCCUAAAUGGUUCAAAGAUUGCAUGAACCAAUUGUGAAAUCAAAAGUCACCCGAAGCAACCGAUGAGAUGUGGUCAUUAGCCAAUGGACCUAAUGCCUUAGUGAACACGUAUUCGGGAUGCAUUGCUAAUGGCGUCCGAUUCCAUACUAUCGACCGUGAUAACCGUCAUAAAUGUCAAAAUAGUGGGUUGGGAGUGGAAGGCGACCACGAAGGCCAAUUGAUAAAGUUCUACGGCUACCUUUGUAAAGUGUGGGAACUGACAUAUUUGUUUGGACAUCGGGUUGUUUUGUUCCAAUGUGAAUGGUAUAACACCGGUAGUAGUCGAACUUUACGUGUCGAACCACAUGUGACAACUGUUGAUGUAAGAAGUUGAUGGUAUAAAGGUGACUUGUUUGUGUUCCUAAGCCAAGUUCAACAAGUUUUCUAUGUUCAUGAUACGAAGUUAGGGUCGAAUUGGCAAGUCGUAGAAAAGUUUCAACAUCGAUGAAUUUGGGAUGUGCCAGAGCUGGAUGUGCCAGAAUUUGAUGAAGUGUUGCAAGAAGAUGAAACCACUACCGUUGUACCAACUGAGCCUAUUGAUGAUGAUGUUGUUUUGCGUCGGGAUGACAUUGAACCUGAAAUUAUUUCAAUGGAAGUUUCUCAGUCCAAAAAGCGUGUACAACCUGGGGAUGUUAUGGAUGAUGCUUUCAUCUGUGACGACGAUGAUGAACUAACAAUCGCGGGUGAUGACGAAGAAGAAGAUAAGAUACAAAGUGAUUUUGAUACAGAUACAAAUACGGACCUAGAGUUUUAACUCACUUUGUGCAGGAUCUAGUGAAGAUAGAUGGACUUGCAUGUGCAGUGCAGAUAGUUUACUUGAUGUAGCAGCUGGCAAUCUCAACACAAACUAUUUUACAUCUUGCAAUUGCACUUCUGGAUCGAUCGGUCAUGUUGAUUCAUCAAAGAAGUGGAUAUCCAGCAAAGCUGUUGUGAUUGUUUUGUUAAUAUGUGUUCUUCUCACAACUCUGGCAUUUACUGCUUCUGUGGCAUGCUAUGUCUAUCGAAGGGACAAAUGUCCUGUACAAGGCCCUCUAUUCUCAUCAGAUAAAGAUACAAGUUUCAGCAGUGCUACAAACCUAAUAAGCCACGGGGCUUCUUCAGUUCCUGAGUCGAGAGUUUAUAUAGGUUCCAUUAACCCUUUCACAGGUAUUUGGGGUUAUGACUGCUUUUUUGAGGUCUUUGUACUGAACUUUUAAUCAUGGCUUCUAUUAGAGUGUCUUGUGAGUGCUGGCUAAUAAUAUAGUUUGUAUAAUCUAAUAUAGGAACGUGGAAUACACAGAUUAAAUCUUGACAUCAUUGAUUGAAUUA
This is a messenger RNA of Camellia sinensis, 3028 nucleotides long. The record is from RefSeq and is a predicted model, not a curated record. Lineage: Eukaryota; Viridiplantae; Streptophyta; Magnoliopsida; Ericales; Theaceae.